CACAUUCAUCCUCUGCCAAGGGAAGCCGCCGGGCGCUCGCUGGCUCCGUGCGCUCUGCCCGCGGGAGGACACUGUCGCCGCGUCCCACGCCGCCGCCUCGUCGCCGCCUGGAGCUAUGGCUGGACUCGGCCAUCCCGCCGCCUUCGGCCGGGCCACCCACGCCGUGGUGCGGGCGCUGCCCGAGUCCCUCUGCCAGCACGCGCUGAGGAGCGCCAAGGGCGAGGAGGUGGAUUUCGCCCGCGCGGAGCGCCAGCACCAGCUCUACGUGGGCGUGCUGGGCAGCAAGCUGGGGCUGCAGGUGGUGGAGCUGCCGGCCGACGAGAGCCUCCCGGACUGCGUGUUCGUGGAGGACGUGGCCGUGGUGUGCGAGGAGACCGCCCUCAUCACCCGACCCGGGGCCCCGAGCCGGAGGAAGGAGGUUGACAUGAUGAAAGAAGCAUUAGAAAAACUUCAGCUGAAUAUAGUAGAGAUGAAAGAUGAAAACGCAACUUUAGAUGGUGGAGAUGUCCUGUUUACAGGCAGAGAAUUUUUUGUGGGCCUUUCCAAAAGGACAAAUCAACGAGGUGCUGAAAUUUUGGCUGAUACUUUUAAGGACUAUGCAGUCUCCACUGUCCCAGUGACCAAUGCUUUGCAUCUGAAGAGUUUCUGCAGCAUGGCCGGGCCUAACCUGAUUGCAAUUGGCUCCAGUGAAACUGCACAAAAAGCCCUGAAGAUCAUGCAGCAGAUGAGUGACCACCGCUAUGACAAACUCACCGUGCCAGACGACGUGGCUGCGAACUGUAUAUACCUUAAUAUUCCCAGCAAAGGGCAUGUGUUGCUGCACCGAACCCCAGAAGAGUAUCCAGAAAGUGCAAAGAUUUAUGAAAAGCUGAAGGACCAUAUGCUGAUCCCCGUGAGCCUUUCUGAACUGGAAAAGGUGGACGGGCUGCUCACUUGCAGCUCAGUGUUCAUUAACAAAAAGGUCGAUUCCUGAGGUGCAGAGUCCCCCCGAAGGUGGCAGUCCUGCACACACCACGCCGAUGACUCUGUUCCCACCUCUGUUGUUUUCACUGACAAUCUACUGUGCCACUGUGCUACUAACUCUUGUUUACAAAAAUUUAAUUUUACCUUUAAUUGCUUUCUUUUGUGCCCUACCCUCACGGUGGUACUUAAACUGUGGAUUUGCAAAAUGAAUUACGCAAUCUAGAGAAUAUAGAGCUAAUGAACUACUGAAAUGUGCAUAAUAAUCGUAAGGAAACACUCAUUUUACUGUUUGUGUUCCCAAUGUGGAAAUCACUUAGUUGCCGAUAUACUGGGAAGAAUGUCUUCUUGAUCAGUCAGAAAAACUGUUGUUUUUGCUUUCUUUUUCCUCUCAUUAGUCAUCUUUGGUACCUGUGAAAUUCCCUGGUCCAUGUAUCUUCCUCCCUUCCGCUUUACU
This is a messenger RNA of Elephantulus edwardii (Cape elephant shrew), 1417 nucleotides long. RefSeq names its product dimethylarginine dimethylaminohydrolase 1 (gene DDAH1). NCBI's taxonomy places the organism in Eukaryota, Metazoa, Chordata, Mammalia, Macroscelidea, Macroscelididae. The transcript has 6 exons. The coding region runs from base 116 to 973 and encodes 285 amino acids. Gene Ontology annotation, biological process: positive regulation of nitric oxide biosynthetic process; arginine metabolic process. The record is from RefSeq and is a predicted model, not a curated record. Gene Ontology annotation, molecular function: amino acid binding; dimethylargininase activity.